CCAACGAUGCUGGGCGUGUGGUCCCUGCUUCUGCUCUGGGGCCUGGCGACACCGUGCCAGGGGCUGCUGGAGACUGUGGGCACGCUCGCUCGGAUCGACAAGGAUGAACUUGGCAAAGCCAUCCAGAACUCGCUGGUUGGGGGCCCCAUUCUGCAGAACGUGCUGGGGACGGUCACAUCUGUGAACCAGGGCCUCCUGGGCUUUGGAGGGCUGCUUGGAGGAGGUGGCCUGCUGGGCCAUGGAGGGGUUUUUGGUGUCGUCAAGGAGCUCUCUGGGCUGAAGAUUGAGGAACUCACGCUGCCAAAGGUGUCGCUGAAGCUGCUGCCAGGGUUCGGGGUGCAGCUGAGCCUGCACACCAAGGUGGGCCUGCAUGGCUCUGGCCCCCUGGGGGGCUUCCUGCAGCUGGCUGCGGAGGUGAACGUGUCGUCGCGGGUGGCGCUGGGCAUGAGCCCGCGGGGCACGCCCACCCUCAUCCUCAAGCGCUGCAGCACGCUGCUGGGCCACAUCAGCCUGCUCUCGGGGCUGCUGCCCGCGCCACUCUUUGGGGUCGUGGAAGAGACGCUCUUCAAGGUGCUGCCGGGACUGCUGUGCCCCGUGGUGGAUAGUGUGCUGGGUGUGGUGAACGAGCUCCUAGGGGCCGUGCUGAGCCUGGUGCCCCUUGGGGCUCUCGGGUCCGUGGAAUUCUCCCUGGCCACCCUGCCUCUCGUCUCCAACCAGUACAUAGAGCUGGACAUCAACCCCAUCGUGAAGAGCGUAGGUGGCGACAUCAUUGACUUCCCCAAACACCCCGUCCCAGUCAAAGUGCCCCCCAAGGAGGACCACACAUCCCAGGUGACAGUGCCACUGUAUCUCUUCAACACCGUGUUUGGGCUCCUGCAGGCCAAUGGCGCCCUCAACAUCAACAUCACCCCUGAGCUGGUGAGUGUUCCUGUCCCACUGACAACUACAGAACUGGCUGCUUUGGUUCCUGAGGCGCUGGGGAAGCUGCCCCCGGGCCGGCACCUCCAGCUCUCGCUGCGGGUGAAGGAGGCGCCGACCGUCACGCUCCAGAACAAGAAGGCCUCGGUCUCCGUCCCGGUCGACAUCCACGUGCUGCCCUAUGUCCCUCAAGGGACCCCCGAAGCCCUCUUCAAGCUGAAUGGGGUUGUGACCCUAAGCGCCCAGCUGGCUCCCUCGGCCACCAAGCUGCACAUCUCCCUGUCCCUGGAACGGCUCAGUGUCAAGCUGGCCUCCUCCUAUUCCCGUGCCUUUGACGCGUCCCGUUUAGAAGAAUGGCUCAGUGAUGCGGUGCGGACAGUAUACGUGCCGAAGCUCAACGUGGCCUUGGAUAUUGGAAUUCCCCUGCCCAAGAUUCUCAAUGUCAAUUUUGCCAAUUCAGAUCUGGAGAUCAUAGAGAACGCCGUUGUGCUGACCGUGGUAUCCUGA
This is a messenger RNA of Lemur catta (Ring-tailed lemur), 1425 nucleotides long. It is a transcript of the gene BPIFB3, whose product is annotated as BPI fold containing family B member 3. The transcript is spliced from 15 exons. NCBI's taxonomy places the organism in Eukaryota, Metazoa, Chordata, Mammalia, Primates, Lemuridae. Gene Ontology annotation, molecular function: lipid binding. Bases 7 to 1425 code for a protein of 472 amino acids. The record is from RefSeq and is a predicted model, not a curated record.